AUGCCUGCCACGCCCACCGGCGAUGAAUGGCCGCAGUUCAGGAAGGACAUCCGAUACAGCGGCGACUCCAAUCUCAACACUCUCCAGACCUGCAUACCGCGAUCGACCGACAAUAAACGCCACCGCAUAUGGAUCGUCUACAUACAUGGAGGCGCGUGGUUUGACCCGGAGCAGACGGCAUCGACCUUUGAUAAGGCUCAGGAUAUACUGCUGAACUCCUCGAUAGCGGAUCAUGUUGGAGGCUAUGCCUCAAUCAACUACCGUCUGUCACCAGCACCAGCUCAUCCGACAAAUCCCUCAAAUCCGGCAGACCCGGCCCGAAAUGCUCAACAUCCCGAUCAUAUCAACGAUGUCUUGUCUGCAAUUCUGCAUCUUCAGGAAACCUAUCGCUUUGAGGACCGGUACAUACUGGUCGGCCACUCUUGUGGAGCCUUUCUGGCCUUUCAGGUGGCCAUGAAACGCUAUUGGAGAUCGCAGUACGAAUCGACCUAUGGUUUGGAGAUGAAUGUCAUGCCACCGCUCGCCGUGCUCGGGAUCGAAGGCCUAUACGAUCUGCCGGCGUUGGUGAAAUAUCAUGAUGAUCUCAAGCAGCCCAUCUAUCACAACUUUGUAGAAAGCGCUUUCGGACCAAACGCAACGAACUGGGCCGCAGCGAGUCCCACAAAUGCCGACUACAAGAGCAGCUGGCAAGAUGGCAAGCUUGCAGUGGUAGCGCAUUCUCACGAGGAUGAGCUUGUAGAGUGGGACCAGCCAGAACUCAUGAUGAAGGCUCUAUCAUCACAAGGCUUUGGAGAUUCUGGAAAUCGCAGAGGAAAACUCAUCGAGCUGAAAGGGAAACACGAUCAAGUUUGGAGCAAUGGCACCGAGGUGGCGAGAGCCAUUGAAUGGACGAUCAAGGAAUUCGUCAGCAUGCGAUAG
Molecule: messenger RNA, 918 nt
Organism: Fulvia fulva
Lineage: Eukaryota; Fungi; Ascomycota; Dothideomycetes; Mycosphaerellales; Mycosphaerellaceae
Product: Kynurenine formamidase
Exons: 1
Coding region: 1-918 (305 amino acids)
Molecular function (GO): arylformamidase activity
Source: RefSeq, a predicted model, not a curated record